AAAACACUCUUUCAGCAUCCUGACAGGUAGCCAAUGAGAGCGUCCUGUCGCACGAGCCCGCCGCCUCCCCGGCGCCGUGUCCCGCGCGCUCAUUGGACAGACUGCUGAAACCCAGGGAACCCGCACACGAGCCGCUCGCGUGCAGGCCCCAGCUGUAUAAAAGAAACCCGAGGAGCCCGUAACAGGAGCGGUCUGGAUGUCAGCUUGGCGAGUGGACAGAAGUCGCUUUUGAGCGGUGGUGUUGUCAUCGACGAGGAUCUCCGAGGUCUGCCAGGAGAAGGCGGGACACACUGAACUGGACUUUUUACUGCUGGGUAUUCGCAGACCGCUUCUGCAGGUUUUCUUUUACUGAUACCCGCUGAACUGAAGAUGCCAGCCGGUACUUUAGAGAGAGCAUCUCCGUCCGCUGUGGCUGCCACCCCUACAAGUGGCGACUCCACGCCCGAGAAACCCCGGGCUUUGACAGAGAGCAGAAAGUCUUCCAAACCAAUCAUGGAAAAGCGAAGACGCGCGCGCAUCAACGAGAGCCUGGGUCAGCUGAAGACCCUCAUCCUGGACGCACUCAAGAAAGACAGCUCCAGACACUCUAAACUGGAGAAGGCUGACAUCCUUGAGAUGACUGUGAAGCACCUCAGGAACCUGCAGCGACUUCAGAUGACUGCUGCUGCAAACACAGACCCCUUCGUUCUGGGUAAAUACAGAGCCGGAUUCAGUGAGUGUGUAGGAGAAGUCACCCGUUUCCUGUCCACGUGCGAAGGGGUGAACACAGAGGUGAGGACUCGCCUCCUCAGCCACCUGGCAGCCUGCGUGGCCCAAAUCAAUACUCUGAACUUCUAUGGACCUCACCUUGGUGCGGUUGGACUCGGACAGACCGGCACACAGAUUCCAGUCGCUUCAGUCCCACAGAUACCCUGCAAAAGCAAUUCGCUCAUGCACGCUCCCCCAGAAUCGAUGAAACUCUAUGGAGGCUUCCAAGUGGUGCCCACGCCCGAUGGACAGUUUGCGUUUCUCGUGCCCAGUGCAGCCCUCGGACCUCUGACCGCACAGAACGGUCACCACGUGUCACCUGUUGCACCGGCUGUCACCUCAGACUCCGUGUGGAGGCCGUGGUAGGAAGGAGUAGAUUGUGAGGAGAAGAGGACUUUCACACUGUAAAUCAUAUUUUUGUACAUUUUGUACAUUUUGUUAUUACACUGAGGAAACUUUAGACACAGUUAUGUUUUUUUAUAUGGACUAUAAAAGUUAUUCUGGGCCUCUUUUCUUGCUGUGGGUUUUCUAUUUUUGAUACUGCACAGUUUAUGUUGCCUCUGGGCUGAGAAGCUCCCGAAAAGCACUGUAUUUUCUGAAAUAAAUAAAAU
Pelmatolapia mariae (spotted tilapia) is the source of this 1358-nucleotide messenger RNA. RefSeq names its product transcription factor HES-1-B-like. Gene Ontology annotation, cellular component: nucleus. Gene Ontology annotation, biological process: Notch signaling pathway; anterior/posterior pattern specification; regulation of neurogenesis. The transcript is spliced from 4 exons. The record is from RefSeq and is a predicted model, not a curated record. Gene Ontology annotation, molecular function: RNA polymerase II cis-regulatory region sequence-specific DNA binding; DNA-binding transcription factor activity, RNA polymerase II-specific; protein dimerization activity. Bases 370 to 1113 code for a protein of 247 amino acids. NCBI's taxonomy places the organism in Eukaryota, Metazoa, Chordata, Actinopteri, Cichliformes, Cichlidae.